Molecule: messenger RNA, 1716 nt
Organism: Capsaspora owczarzaki ATCC 30864
Lineage: Eukaryota; Filasterea; Ministeriida; Capsasporidae
Exons: 4
Coding region: 91-1593 (500 amino acids)
Source: RefSeq, a predicted model, not a curated record
UUUUUUUGUUCGCUUUUUCAUCGAGGUUUUCGGUGGUUUUUUUUUUUUUUUCCUUCACUGUUCUGUUCACUUCACACACACGACAACACCAUGGUUUUGACCCCGACGACCGUCCAGCUCGAGUUUCUGCUGUUUGCAGUCAUCUAUGCGGGGCUGUUCCUGGUGCUCUUCCCGCUCUUCCUGUACCGGUCGACACGCGAGCCCUUGCGGUCGCGAGGCGUCUUCUGGUCCAUCUUCACAGCCAUAGGACUAAGUAUCGAUCUGAUUCUGCUGCUCGUUCGAUCCUACGACCGAAGCCUCUUUUCGUGCCGAACACGCCUCAUCUCGGCAGCAUUUAUCUCGCCGCUCUCGUUUCUGCCGUACUUUAUCCGCUCGUUUGUGCUCUGGUACCGCCUGCGAUGGCACCAAGAAAAGUCCACCCUGCGGCACUGGUUUCAUGAUCACCGCGCAGUGCUGAAGCUUCGCUGGCAAAUCCUCUUCUGGGUGGGCGUCUGCCUGUUGCACAUCAUUGUGGACGUGAUCAUCACCGAAUCCAACGCCGGAUACAUUGACGUCAACAUGACCGACACGCGUUGCAAUUCCGUUCCAAACUCGCUGGGUCAGAACAUUAUUGGGUUUGGCUAUGCGCUCUGUGUUAUCGCCCUUGUCAAGUUACUCUGGCGAGACGUCGAGGAUGCCUAUUAUGUCAAGAGCGAGCUGCGAUUGCUGGCGUACAUUUCCAUCCCGACGUUUAUCGUCUACUUUGCGCUCAGUGUGGUGGAUCCAAAGUCGUUCGAUUAUGGCAACAUGCUCAUUAUCGUCUUCCUUUGCAUCUUUAUCGCCAACGUGUGCUUCCCGAUUGUUGUGUCCUAUUACGACGAGAUUGUGCAACGGAAAAUGGCGCGAUCAUCGAGCCAAGAGUCGUUGGUGUCGGCGGAUUUGCCCCGUUUCCGCGAAAGCAAGCGACAACGCCGAGCCGCUGCUUCUGCCGCUGCUGCGCGACAGGCUGGCGCCUCUUCGGAGACGGAUCCGGUCGAGCAGGAGACAAUUCAAGUCGACGAGGACAUUGAUUCCGAUUCUGAAAGCCACCCCGAGGAGGAGCAACAGCACGCCGACGCAAAUCCGCGCUCCAUCCUUGAGCUCGAUGCUCACAUGAUGUCAAGCAACCUCGCGCUAAACCAGCUUGGCACCACCACGCGACCCGAGCGUCCGUUCGGCAGCACCUUGUCCGACAUUCUUGGAAACGACAUCCUGAUGGCGGCUUUUGCAGACUAUACCGUGCGCUGCUGGUGCUCGGAGAACUUGCUCUUCUACCGAACCAUGACGGAUCUCAGAGCUCGGCAGCAAGCUGGAGAAAAGAUUACCGCAGAGGACAUUCAGGCAAUCCGGCGCGAGUAUCUCCUUCCCACCAGCAAGCGCGAGCUCAAUCUCCCCAUCACCCUAUCUGCCCAAGUUAAUGCCGAGCUCGACCGGGAGCCCACCGACCCUGCAGUCCUCGACCCCGUGUUCAAGUCGAUCUUCGCCCUGUUGAAAACGGACGUUUACCCGCGCUUCCGGCAAAGCAGUCUAUUUCAGGAGGCUCUAGCGCGCGUCAAGUCCCAGUCGCAGGUUUAAAAUGCAGGUGAUGCGUUGUUGUUUUCAAUUUUUUGUUGUUUGUUGUGAUUUGUUUGUUCGUUUUCUGAGUUUUUGUUGUUAUGCUUUGAGAGUUUCAUAAAAAACAAAACUUUUUCAUCGUGA